AUGAUCUCGGCCUCCUUUCUCCCCACGCGCUUCCGCGGCGAGCCCAACCUGCCGGCCGCCUCGACGCCCUCGCCCAUGGCCAGGCGCGUCGCCCCGCUCCUCCAGUUCCUCGCGAGGCUCGCCUGCUCCCACCCGAUCCACACCGUCGUCGUCGUCGCCGUCCUCGCCAGCACCUCGUACGUCGGCCUCCUCCAGGAUAGCUUCUUCGAGAGCGCCGGCACCGUCGGCAAGGCCGACUGGUCGACCCUCGUCGACGGCAGCCGGCCCUUGCGCGCCGGCCCCGACACGGCCUGGCGCUGGCAGUCGGUCGAGCACGACGUGGCCCUGCCGCCCGACGUCGACCACCUCGCCCUCCUGACCCUCGUCUUCCCCGACACCCUCUCGACCGACUCGCCGAGCACGGCCCCGGCCGCCCACGCCGUGCCGACGCCCGCCAACCUCUCCGUCACGCGCCUGCCGCCGACGGAGAACUCCUUCACCGCCUACUCCCAGGACAGCAUCCUCGCCUACGCCCUGCCCUACGCCGAGGCGCCCGAGUUCGUCGCCGCCGCCCAGGAGAUCCCCAACGAGGAUGCCGAGGAGACGCUGACGCGCCACGGCCGCGAGAGGAAGAUGUGGAUCAUGAAGGCGGCCAAGGUGCACACGCGCGGCACCCUCCACCAGUGGGCCGCCAACGCCUGGACCGAGUUUCUCGAUCUCCUCAAGAACGCCGAGACGCUCGAUAUUAUCAUCAUGAUCCUCGGCUACCUCUCCAUGCACCUCACCUUCGUCUCCCUCUUCCUCUCCAUGCGCCGCAUGGGCUCCAACUUUUGGCUCGGCAUGAGCACCCUCUUCUCCUCCGUCUUCGCCUUCCUCUUCGGCCUCGCCGUCACCACGAGCCUUGGCGUCCCCGUCAGCGUCAUCCUCCUCUCCGAGGGCCUGCCCUUUCUCGUCGUCACCAUCGGCUUUGAGAAGAACAUCGUCCUCACCCGCGCCGUCCUCUCCCACGCCAUCGAGCACCGCCGCGCCCAGGUCCAGAACGCCAAGUCGGCCGCCGCCCUCUCGCCCUCGGAGCAGGGCCAGAACCUGAUCCAGCACGCCAUCCAGGCCGCCAUCAAGGACAAGGGCUACGAGAUCCUGCGCGACUACGCCGUCGAGAUUCUCAUCCUCGUCCUCGGCGCCGCCUCGGGCGUCCAGGGCGGCCUCCAGCAGUUCUGCUUCCUCGCCGCCUGGAUCCUCUUCUUCGACUGCCUCCUUCUCUUCACCUUCUACACCGCCAUCCUCAGCAUCAAGCUGGAGAUCAACCGCAUCAAGCGCCACGUCGACAUGCGCAUGGCCCUCGAGGCCGACGGCGUGAGCCGCCGCGUCGCCGAGAACGUGGCCCAGAGCCAGGACGACGGCCAGGACGCGCCGGACGGCUCGCUCUUCGGCCGCAAGCUCAAGAGCAGCAGCGUGCCCCGCUUCAAGGUGCUCAUGGUGACGGGCUUCGUCGUCAUCAACCUCGUCAACAUCUGCACCAUCCCCUUCCGGAGCGCCACCUCGCUCUCGAGCCUGCGCUCCUGGGCCGGCGGCCUCGGCGGCCUCGGCGGCGUCGUCUCCAUGCCGCCCGUCGACCCCUUCAAGGUGGCCUCGAACGGGCUCGACGCCAUCCUCGCCGCCGCCCGCGCCGGCGGCCGCGCGACGCUCGUCACCAUCCUCACGCCCAUCAAGUAUGAGCUCCAAUUCCCCUCGGUCCACUACGCGCUGCCCUCGUCGCUCGGCGAGAAGAUGGGUCUCGACAGCUACGGCGUCGGCGGCCGUGUCGUCGGCAGCCUGCUCAAGAGCCUCGAGGAUCCCGUUCUCUCCAAGUGGAUCGUCGUCGCCCUCGCCCUCAGCGUCGCCCUCAACGGCUACCUCUUCAACGCCGCCCGCUGGGGCAUCAAGGACCCCAACGUGCCCGACCACGGCAUCGACCGCGCCGAGCUCGCCCGAGCCCAGCGCUUCAACGAGACGGACUCGGCGACGCUGCCGCUCGGCGAGUACGUGCCGCCGACGCCCCAGCCGACGGAGCCGGCGACGCCGGCCAUGACGGACGACGAGGGCGACGUCGCGCCCUCGGUGGCCGCCAAGCCGAGGACGAGCCCGUCGUCGGCCGCGGCCGAGCAGCGGCCGGUCGAGGAGCUCGAGGCACUCGUCGCCGCCAAGCGGGCCCACGAGCUGUCGGACGAGGAGGUCAUCACCAUGUCGAUGCGCGGCAAGAUCCCUGGCUACGCGCUCGAGAAGACGCUCAAGGACUUCACGCGCGCCGUCAAGAUUCGCCGCUCCAUCAUCGCGCGCAACAAGGCGACGGUCGAGAUCACGAGCGGCCUCGAGCGGUCGCUGCUGCCGUACGAGAACUAUAACUGGGAGCGCGUUUUCGGCGCCUGCUGCGAGAACGUCGUCGGCUACCUGCCCCUGCCCGUCGGCGUCGCCGGCCCGCUCGUCAUCGACGGCCAGAGCUACUUCAUCCCCAUGGCGACGACCGAGGGCGUCCUCGUCGCGAGCGCCAGCCGCGGCUGCAAAGCCAUCAACUCGGGCGGCGGCGCCAUCACGGUGCUCACGGGCGACGGCAUGACGCGCGGCCCCUGCGUGACCUUUGAGACUCUCGAGCGCGCCGGCGCCGCCAAGCUCUGGCUCGACUCGGACGCCGGCCAGGCGGUGAUGAAGAAGGCCUUCAACUCGACGAGCCGCUUCGCGCGGUUGCAGUCGAUGAAGACGGCGCUCGCGGGCACGAAUCUCUACAUCCGCUUCAAGACGACGACGGGCGACGCCAUGGGCAUGAACAUGAUCUCCAAGGGCGUCGAGCACGCCCUCAACGUCAUGGUCGCCGAGGGCGGCUUCGAGGAUAUGCAAAUCGUCUCCGUCUCGGGCAACUACUGCACCGACAAGAAGCCGGCGGCCAUCAACUGGAUCGACGGACGCGGCAAGAGCGUCGUCGCCGAGGCCAUCAUCCCCGCCGAGGUGGUCAAGAGCGUGCUCAAGAGCGACGUCGACGCCCUAGUCGAGCUCAACGUGUCCAAGAACCUCAUCGGCUCGGCCAUGGCCGGCUCCAUCGGCGGCUUCAACGCACACGCGGCCAACAUUGUGGCCGCCAUCUUCCUCGCCACCGGCCAAGACCCCGCGCAGGUGGUGGAGAGCGCCAACUGCAUCACGACGAUGAGAAACCUGCACGGCUCUCUGCAAAUCUCCGUUUCGAUGCCCUCGAUCGAGGUCGGCACGCUCGGUGGCGGCACCAUCCUCGAGCCCCAGAGCGCGAUGCUCGACAUGCUCGGCGUCCGGGGCUCGCACCCGACGAGCCCCGGCGACAACGCGCGACGGCUGGCGCGCAUCAUCGCCGCCGCCGUCCUCGCCGGCGAGCUGUCGCUCUGCAGCGCGCUCGCGGCCGGUCACCUCGUGAGGGCGCACAUGCAGCACAACCGAAGCGCCGCGCCGUCUCGGACCGGCACGCCGGCGCCUCCGCCGAUGACGCCCGUGUCGUUGGCGAUGACCAGCGCGCAGGAAAAAUGCAGCAAGAGCGCGGCGGCGCGUCAGCGGUCGAAGCGAUGA
Drechmeria coniospora is the source of this 3543-nucleotide messenger RNA. RefSeq names its product HMG CoA reductase. Gene Ontology annotation, cellular component: endoplasmic reticulum membrane; peroxisomal membrane. The transcript has 2 exons. Lineage: Eukaryota; Fungi; Ascomycota; Sordariomycetes; Hypocreales; Ophiocordycipitaceae. Gene Ontology annotation, molecular function: hydroxymethylglutaryl-CoA reductase (NADPH) activity; protein binding. Bases 1 to 3543 code for a protein of 1180 amino acids. Gene Ontology annotation, biological process: coenzyme A metabolic process; ergosterol biosynthetic process; isoprenoid biosynthetic process. The record is from RefSeq and is a predicted model, not a curated record.